CUCCACCUCUAGCCAUCACCUCGUGUUUCACUAGCAAACAAAGAAAAAAGUGCAUUUAAUUACUGAUUACUGCAUUGCGAUUAGGCGUUCGCGAACAACUGCGUUUUUCUGCGGAUCAGCGAAACUAAAGGGCGCGCGUGGGCAGGGCAUCGAUCGCAGUCUCUGUGUGAGCGGGUGUGAGUGCGUGGUGCGUGCGUCGCAGUGUGUGUGUGUAUUUGUAUUGCCAUUAACUAAUAAACAAUAACCUUCGGGCCACGAAAGCUGCGAAGUCUGCUGUCCAUCUGAACCAGCUGAAAGAGCAGACUAACAGCUAGACUAAAGACUAAAAUAAAACGCUUCCGCCCCGAGCGGACCAGCGGCGAUCCACAGGCCCCACAUAUCCAUACCCACAUCCAUCCACACGCACACACACAAUGGCGGACGUGAGCGAUCCCAGCGAGCUCUUCGACCUGGAACUCCAUGACCUGGAGCUGCAGGACGACAAGGCCCACGACUCCGACGACGACAGGAUCGAGCUGGACGACGUUGACCUAGAACCGGAAUUGAGCAAUCUGCACCAAGACACUGAGGGCCAGGAGACCAUACAGCUCUGCGAGGAGAAUGUCAAUCCGGGCAAAAUCAAGCUGGGACCCAAGGACUUUGAGCUCAAGAAGGUCCUCGGCAAAGGUGGUUACGGCAAAGUAUUUCAGGUGCGCAAGACCGCUGGACGAGAUGCCAACAAAUAUUUUGCCAUGAAGGUGCUCAAAAAGGCAUCCAUAGUGACCAAUCAAAAGGACACAGCGCACACUCGCGCCGAGCGCAAUAUACUCGAGGCAGUAAAGCAUCCCUUCAUAGUGGAACUGGUCUACGCUUUCCAGACGGACGGAAAACUAUACCUUAUACUUGAAUAUCUGAGCGGCGGCGAGCUGUUUAUGCAUUUGGAACGCGAGGGCAUCUUCUUGGAGGAUACCACAUGCUUCUAUCUAAGCGAAAUCAUUUUGGCCUUGGGCCAUCUACACAAACUGGGCAUCAUUUAUCGCGAUCUGAAGCCCGAGAACAUAUUGCUCGAUGCACAAGGACACGUGAAGCUCACAGACUUCGGCCUGUGCAAGGAGCACAUACAAGAGGGUAUUGUCACCCACACCUUCUGCGGCACAAUUGAGUACAUGGCACCUGAAAUCUUGACCAGAAGUGGCCAUGGCAAAGCAGUCGACUGGUGGUCACUGGGCGCUCUCAUGUUCGACAUGCUCACAGGAGUCCCACCCUUCACCGCCGAGAAUCGCAAGAAGACCAUCGAGACCAUUCUGAAAGCCAAGCUCAAUCUGCCAGCCUACCUCACACCCGAAGCCAGGGAUCUAGUGCGUCGCCUGAUGAAGCGCCAAGAGCCCCAGCGACUUGGCAGUGGGCCCGAGGAUGCGGCGGCUGUCCAAAUACACCCGUUCUUCAAGCACGUCAACUGGGACGAUGUGCUCGCCAGACGCCUCGAACCUCCUAUAAAACCUCUCUUGAGAAGCGAGGAUGAUGUCUCACAGUUCGAUACGAGAUUUACAAGACAAAUUCCAGUGGAUUCACCGGAUGAUACGACGCUCAGCGAAAGUGCCAAUUUAAUUUUCCAAGGUUUCACCUACGUAGCGCCCUCGAUACUGGAGGACAUGCAUCGAGCCAACCGGAUGCCGGCCCGCUCCCCGCGACGUGCUCCUCGCCAGCUGCCGGAUAGCAGCUUCCGGCUACAGUUCCCGUCGGCCAACGUGGGAGCCAAUGCCCCGAUGGCCAUGCACGGCCAUCCGCAGCGAUCGGGAAUGUUUGCCCGGGCCACGCCGCCGCAUCAUAUGCAGACAUUCGCGCCACGCCCCUCGCCGGCGCAGGACGAGAUGAUGGACGUGCAGCAGGGUCUGCCGAUGGUCUAAGGGCUGGAGCGGUCGCUCCCCAACCAUCCCAUCCCGUCCCAUCCCACCACCACCCCGCUUCCUGCCCAAAAAGAAAAAAAAAAACAAAAAAACGAGAAAUUGACAGUUACUAUUAUGACGUAUGUGGAGUGUGGACUUGGUUAAGGAUUCGGAAUGAGCAGGACGAGCACCAAGAGGCGAUGGCGGAGCAGCAGGAGGAGCACAUGCCCUCAGCGUGCAAGUUGUUUUUGUUAAAGAGAGGCGCGCACGGAUCGUGCUGUUGAAUGAUUAUGAUUAUGAUAAUGAUGAGAGUGCCGAGGCAGAUUAUGAAGAUGAUUGUGCUACGCCCAGGAGAGCGUUCGUUUUUGGAUACACCUAGAUACUAAAGU
Drosophila biarmipes is the source of this 2254-nucleotide messenger RNA. It is a transcript of the gene S6k, whose product is annotated as ribosomal protein S6 kinase beta-2. Gene Ontology annotation, molecular function: protein serine/threonine kinase activity; ATP binding. Gene Ontology annotation, biological process: signal transduction; protein phosphorylation. NCBI's taxonomy places the organism in Eukaryota, Metazoa, Arthropoda, Insecta, Diptera, Drosophilidae. The transcript has 10 exons. Bases 414 to 1886 code for a protein of 490 amino acids. The record is from RefSeq and is a predicted model, not a curated record.